Molecule: messenger RNA, 1560 nt
Organism: Oryza brachyantha (malo sina)
Lineage: Eukaryota; Viridiplantae; Streptophyta; Magnoliopsida; Poales; Poaceae
Product: transcription factor-like protein DPB
Exons: 9
Coding region: 130-1281 (383 amino acids)
Biological process (GO): regulation of cell cycle; regulation of transcription by RNA polymerase II
Cellular component (GO): transcription regulator complex; nucleus
Molecular function (GO): RNA polymerase II transcription regulatory region sequence-specific DNA binding; DNA-binding transcription factor activity, RNA polymerase II-specific
Source: RefSeq, a predicted model, not a curated record
CUCUGCCCGCCCUCCCUCGACAAUUUCUCAUUUCUCUCUCCCUCCAAUUUGCCCCUUUGUCGUUUUAGGGUUUCCGCGCUCCAACUCCUCCCCAAUUCUGCUCCCCGAUUCGCGCGAUCUCCGCCCUCCAUGGUCUCCGGCGUCGCCCACCUCCCGGACGACGACGGCGGCCGCGGCACCUCGACUUUCCAGCGCCCGCCGCAGCCCGCCGGCGCCCGGCCGUUCCUGGCCACGCCGCCGCCCUCCAGCGGGGCGCAGUCUGCUUCCACAAGCGGUGGGAGCGCGGGCUCCCCGUCCAGCCGCAGCGAGCAGCAUGUCCCCGCAGCUGCAGGGAUGGCGGAGGCCCCAGCGGCAGCGGCGGGGGCGGCGACCUCUACUCCGGCCAGCGAGAACACCUUCCUCAGACUCAAUGACCUCGACAUCCACGGCGAUGACGCGCCUUCCUCGCAAGCUCCGACGAGCAAGAAGAAAAAGAGAGGAGCACGAGCAGUUGGUCCUGACAAAGGUGGCAGGGGUUUGCGCCAGUUUAGUAUGAAAGUUUGUGAGAAAGUUGAAAGUAAAGGGAGAACAACGUACAAUGAGGUGGCAGAUGAACUUGUCGCUGAAUUUGCAGAUCCCAAUAACAGCAUUUUGCCACCAGAUCCAGACAACCCCAAUGCACAACAAUAUGAUGAGAAAAAUAUAAGGAGAAGGGUUUAUGAUGCGCUGAAUGUUUUGAUGGCUAUGGAGAUUAUAUCUAAAGAUAAAAAGGAAAUACAGUGGAAGGGGUUGCCUCGAACCAGUAUAAAUGAUAUUGAAGAUUUGCAGACAGAACUUUUAGGACUGAAAAGUAGGAUUGAGAAGAAAAAUGCAUAUUUGCAGGAGCUGCAAGACCAAUUUGUAGGUAUGCAAAAAUUGAUACAAAGAAAUGAACGGCUUUAUGGAUCGGGAAACAUUCCCUCGGGUGGAGUUGCAUUGCCAUUUAUCCUUGUUCAGACACGGCCUCAUGCAACUGUGGAGGUUGAGAUAUCAGAAGAUAUGCAACUAGUGCAUUUUGACUUUAAUAGCACACCAUUUGAGUUGCAUGAUGACUCGUAUGUACUGAAAGCCAUGAGUUCUUGUGGAGAACAAAAUGAUGGUAUUCAUGAUCUAAUUCCAAAUGGAGGUGAGAGCUCAAGCAUGCCAAAUAUUUAUAGGCAGCAAAUGCAGCAACCUGCUAGAGCAACUAAUGGUACAGCUAGAUUGCCAAGCUCACCCCCAAUUCCAGGAAUACUGAAAGGGCGAGUGAAGCACGAGCAUUAGUGUAGGGUGUUUGUUGUUCAUCGUUUCCUGGCAUGUUUGGUCCAAUGUUUUUUAUUUUUGUGUAAAGCGCCUGUAAAUUAUUGGGCAUGGGGAAAGUAGUUUGAUCUGAUUUAGCGCUGCAGUCUGCACCAGACUGAUUGGUAGAACGACGGGUGCCCUGACCAGACAUGAUAUCACUCCCCGAGUAACUUCUAACCGGCUUUUAUUCUGUUCCUUGUUUAUGGCUGAGAAAAGGCGUCUUACCAUCAUGUAAUUGUUGAAAGCACUGUAAAAUAGUUA